CGGAGCACCGUGUAUAUGUCUUGUGCUUUCAGGGGCGGUCUGGGAGUGAACUUCGUGUGCAAGCGAGGUAUGCUGGCUACAGUGGCCCGCACACCAUUCAGCACCGACCAAAGCUGGCUGGUCUCUGCCACGCGUUACAAGGACACCCUCUACUUGUGCAAGUUCAAAAGGGAAUAUGAAGGACCUUGGGAUCCUAAGUAUGCAAGGGUCGAGCAGAAGAUGAACUUUUGGGGCCACAAGUUUGAACAGUACAUGACAUCUGAUCGGCCAGGCGCAGCUCCUGACACCAACGGCCCCCUGCGCACCGGCGACCAGUUCUACAUUGUGCUGAAAGGGAGGUUGGAGUCCCACUCGCUACUCUUCUCGGCUGAAGUGGACGCCAUUGACAACGAUGUGCCGCAAGAGCCCGGGUCCACUGCCGCUUACGUCGAGUUCAAGACCUCCAGAAUCUUAACUCAUCCGAACCAGGAACGCAACUUCUUCGGGAAGAAGCUCCUGUCUUGCUGGAGCCAGUCUUUCCUGGCAGGCGUUCCUAGGAUCGUGUUUGGCUUUCGGACUGCGGAUGGCGAGGUGCAAUCCGUGGAAGAAUUCAGCGUCGAGGAGAUGCCCUCUCUCGCCGAGGGCCAGUGGUCGGACAUGGUCUGCCUGAGCUUUCUCGACAAAAUGCUGUCAUUUGUAAAGGAGUGCGUGACCGAAGACGACCCAAACGUGGUGUAUCUCUUUACUUAUAAUCCCAAAGAAGACUCAAGAGUGGUCUGCAAGAAGCUUUCUGAUCCAGGCAAAUUUCACAUCCUAACGUCUUCGUAUUUGGAUGCCUUCUCUCAUUGAUUUCGUACUAAAAAAAAAAAGGCUGUUUAAGGAAGUAUGGUGGAAUAGGGUGUUUUCCCCGACGUCAUUUCGUCCACCAUGUUGUUAUGAGCAAUCUGGCGCGUGCAGAGUGCGAGCACUUUUAAGAUUCACAUCACACCCUCAAAUUGGUUAUGAACAAAAGUUUAAAGUUCCAUCACGCUGACAUCUAACGACAAAAUGGCGGAUCGACGUCACAUGAAAGCACCCUGUACUAUGUUUCAUACUUAGUGCACAGCGCUGUCAAAGCUGCUGGUGCGAGCAUGGGGUUUGGUCUCGCAGAUCAUUUGCGCGCGUUCUUGCGCAAACGAAACAAGAGAUAAAGCCACGCACCCGCGCAGGUAGCUUCUACAGCGUUCGAUUCUAAAUAUGAAACGGAGUAUAGGAGGUAUUCACUGGACGCCAUAUUUAAGGGCGAUGUAUAGAGCGCAUGUUCAGAACGAGCUCACAUUAAUAGCCUGCUAAGACCGGCAAGCUUGGGGGUGCUAGAUGCACGCUCCAAAAGGACUGCGGAAGCUCGCCGUCAGCACGCGCUCAGCAGCCGCGCAGACAGAUAUGGCCGCCAGUGAAUACUCCCUAUGGUAAACAUUGUUUCUCGAGACAUGUCGUUGGCCAACAAUACACCAACAAAAUCUGUUUUUCGUAAAGACGGGUCACACUGCUCAUACAUCAUCUGCAUACUGAUCCAAACGCGAGUCACCGCGAGAUCUGUGCUUCGAAUGCCUCCUGGCAUUGAGUUCAAGGAGAAACUUGGCUCGCGGCAUUCGAACCACGGAUAUUGCGGUGACUCAUGUUUGCAGACUGCCUUUUGUAUGAUGUAUAAGAAGAGUGACCCCGGCUUUACUAUUGUCAUGCUGGACAUACAACAUCAAAUGUCUUUUUUUUCUUCUGAUAAGUUUUAUACUGUUCAAGUUUCAUAUGAAGCACUCACCGUGGCUUAUUGUAUUCAAGGAUUUGUUUGUAUUGCCUCAUGGAAAAUGAAAGAUCACUUGAAUUAUUUCCGAGUAGGUUGUAUCACCAAAGCCUUAGAGAAAUUUUAAAUAAAAUGCAUUUCAAAUAAA
Ixodes scapularis (black-legged tick) is the source of this 1907-nucleotide messenger RNA. RefSeq names its product decapping and exoribonuclease protein. The transcript has 5 exons. The record is from RefSeq and is a predicted model, not a curated record. The coding region runs from base 16 to 828 and encodes 270 amino acids. Gene Ontology annotation, molecular function: mRNA 5'-diphosphatase activity. Gene Ontology annotation, biological process: nuclear-transcribed mRNA catabolic process; NAD-cap decapping. Gene Ontology annotation, cellular component: nucleus; cytosol. Lineage: Eukaryota; Metazoa; Arthropoda; Arachnida; Ixodida; Ixodidae.